Messenger RNA from Hibiscus syriacus, 784 nucleotides. RefSeq names its product profilin-like. The record is from RefSeq and is a predicted model, not a curated record. Gene Ontology annotation, molecular function: actin monomer binding. Lineage: Eukaryota; Viridiplantae; Streptophyta; Magnoliopsida; Malvales; Malvaceae. The transcript is spliced from 3 exons. Gene Ontology annotation, cellular component: cell cortex. The coding region runs from base 148 to 543 and encodes 131 amino acids.
AGGCCGACAGAUCCCGUUGUUUCAGCGCUAUAUCUUCGUGUCCCUCCCAGAGCACAGCUUCGCCUCUUUGCAGUCCAACAUUUUCGAGCGUUUUCUUUUACUCUCAAACUCAACGAAGAGAAAAAUCAGGUGAAGUUUACGAAGAAGAUGUCGUGGCAAGCAUAUGUAGAUGAACACUUGAUGUGCGAUAUUGAAGGCAACCAUCUCUCUUCCGCCGCCAUCGUCGGCCACGACGGCAGCAUUUGGGCCCAAAGCUCCAAUUUCCCCCAGUUCAAACAAGAAGAAAUUGAUGCAAUCAUGAAUGACUUUGCUGAACCUGGAUCACUUGCUCCAACUGGAUUGUAUCUCGGUGGCACAAAAUACAUGGUGAUCCAAGGUGAACCGGGAGCUGUUAUUCGAGGGAAGAAGGGACCUGCAGGUAUUACUAUUAAAAAGUCCAAUAUGGCCUUGCUCAUCGGAAUAUACGAUGAACCAAUGACUCCCGGCCAAUGCAACAUGGUUGUCGAAAGGCUCGGUGAUUAUCUUGUUGAACAGGGUUAUUGAUCUUUGUUGGUGUGCCUUAUUUGUUUCAAUUCUUCUUUAUUUCUGUACAAACUUGUAUCCGCUACUUCCCGAAGUAUUGGCCGGAUGCAGUUGAAUAAUAGUAUUACUAGUUACUAGUAUUAAACUCGUUCGGAACCUUUUUCCGUAACAUAAUGCUCGGUGUUUGUAAUGGUGAUACUACUGUUAAACUUUUGUUACAUCUGCAAUGUAUACUCAUGUUGGUUUUUGGUUUGGGACUUUG